AUGGACAACCCUGAUCUUGACGCUGAUAAUUUAGUAGCCAGAGCCGUCGAUUCGGCAGUAUCUCGCCAACAGCGAGGAAAAAGAUGUAAUUGGGUACUAGAUAGAGUGGUUGUAAGCGGCCAUCCUGAUGAUGAUGAUGAUGAUAAAGACUUAUUUCGGGACCCACGCACCAUAUCCCUGAACCAGUUGCUCCAUGAUGAUCUACUACCACCGCAGAAAAGUGAAUUCACACCAUUAUUGACAACAAAUAUGCCUGACUUGGAUAAUGAUGACGAAGAGUUAACGGCAUUGCAGCGUCUCGUUGAUACACAACACACCUCUCACACUAGUAACUGUGACACUAUAAAAGAUAGUGGUAGAUAUCAUCUUUCAUUACCACCACGACCCGGGUUAAAUUCAUCGAAUAUUAGCUUCAGGGAAACUGCUUCCCAUAACCAAGAAGACAUAAAAAUGAAUGAUACUAAUCAACUAUCUAGAGGUCCAAUUCGAAGCAUAGAGAUGCCGUGCGAUGUAAGUAAUGCCAGAGGAUCUGUGGAUUGGCAGGAACAACAACAACAACCGAUCCCCAAUGAUAUUAAGGCUUCUGUUUUUCUAUUGGCUCAGCGCAUCCGUAAACUUGAGAUGCGUCGCUUUGGACAUUCAGCGACAUUUACUUCCAAAUUGCUGCAGCAACUUUAG
Messenger RNA from Trypanosoma theileri, 678 nucleotides. RefSeq lists its product as uncharacterized. The coding region runs from base 1 to 678 and encodes 225 amino acids. The transcript has a single exon. Lineage: Eukaryota; Euglenozoa; Kinetoplastea; Trypanosomatida; Trypanosomatidae. The record is from RefSeq and is a predicted model, not a curated record.